Molecule: messenger RNA, 1793 nt
Organism: Elaeis guineensis (African oil palm)
Lineage: Eukaryota; Viridiplantae; Streptophyta; Magnoliopsida; Arecales; Arecaceae
Product: putative E3 ubiquitin-protein ligase RING1a
Source: RefSeq, a predicted model, not a curated record
GCUGCAUGUGCUUUGUCGCCUAAAUGUGAUCGAUAAAUCCGGUCAGACCGCGAGCGCUCCCCCCAACCCCCCUCCUCUUCUGUCUCUCGGACCACUCCCUCCCCUCCCCUUCUCUUCCUCGCUUGCCUCCCAUCCCCCACCCUUCUCAUCUCGUCCUCCCUUCACUCUCACGCAACCACAGCCGUUCCUCCUGUGGACCGCCUCUAACCCACCCCAACCAAAACGAAGAGAGGAGCGUCGGAGCUCCUUCACCCUCCCCUCUCCCACCUCAUACCCUCCCAAAACACCUACGAGAAAAAGAGAGAAAAAAAUGCCCGCCCAGAAGCGCCCCCUCCCUCCGCCUUCCGACCACCUCGGCGGCUCCACCGACUCCCCCCACUUGCCGCCUCCGCUGCCGUCCCAGCAGCAGCACCAGCUGCAGCCGCAGGCCGACGGCGAGCAGCCGCCGCAGCCCAAUCCACCGCCGGAGCUACCGAAGGAACAAGAUGGCGAUUCCGAUGGCGAAGGUGGCAGCCAAUCCUCUGACGACGAUGCCGACAAAGAAGAAUUUAUCCUAGUGAAAUUAGCGGACAUACGCAAAGAAGUUCAAUGUCCUAUUUGUUUAGGUAUAAUCAGGAAGACACGAACAGUUAUGGAAUGCCUGCAUCGCUUUUGCAGGGAAUGUAUUGACAAAUCGAUGCGGCUUGGGAAUAAUGAGUGUCCAGCAUGCCGGACACAUUGUGCUAGUCGGCGUUCUUUGAGGGACGAUCCAAAUUAUGAUGCUCUGAUUGCAGCUUUAUAUCCAGAUAUUGAUAAGUAUGAGGAAGAGGAACUGGCUUUCCAUGAAGAAGAGAAAACUCGCAAUAAGAAGAUUCAAGCAUCCAUAGCUGAGACGUUGCGGCGACAAGCAGAAGCACUGGGUAGGAAAAAGUCCACAAAAGCUGCAGCGGAAGUUUUUGUAAGAAAAUCAAGGGGGAAUUUUCGAGCUGGACAAAACAGUUAUCUACGUGGCAGAGGUAGAAGUGGUGUUCGGGACAAUGCACUUGCCGUCUCUGAUGAUGAUGAUGAAGAGGAAGCAAAUGGUAAUGAUGGCGGCAAAGAUUCCUCUUCUGCUGAGGAUCGUUCUCCUGAUGUACGGCAGAAGAGAUUCAAAAGACGGCGCAUGCCACGGUCUUCGCCAGCAAGAACAGCAGGCAAUGUCGAUGGUGAGGAAAAUGAUGACUUGGAAGCCAGCCGUGAAAACUUACGCACAUCACCUUUGAGAGCAGGAAACAGAGAGAUACUUGCAUGGGGUAAGAAUGGUACACGCAGUCAAACCAGACAUGGUAAUACUAGCAGUUCAAAUGGUAGACUUGUCAAGGGUGGGCGCAUGACCAAGUUCGUUGAGCACAUCCGUAAUUUAGAUGAAACUGAUGCUGAGUUUGAUGUACACCUGACCCUGCUUCCUUUGGACGAACAAAGCGUGCCAAAUUUGGAACGACCAUAUCUUUGCUGCAGUCCAACCUUGUGCAUUAGACACCUUUGCCAAUUCGUUGCUCUUCAGACAUCUGUACAAGCUGAAGAAGUUGAGAUAUAUGUAAGAAAGCCUAAAGUUGGAACUCUGGCAAUUGACUCGACCAUGGUUGAUAAUGCCGGGUCUAAUCCCUCAGAGGGGCUACAAAUAUUGGAAGCACAAGAAUCUCUUGCUAAGCUUCAUGCUUCUUUUCCUGCCAAACAAGGGGAGCUGGUGUUGGUGUAUGGUUUAAAAAUGCAAAGCUAGAGAACAGCAAAGCAUGAGGUCUCCAUUUUCUCUUUUUUUCCUCUCUCUCUCUCUC